GUUUUCCACCACUAAAGGCACUAAAAAAAUGGCUCUAUCUCUAAAUUCUAUUCUACAUUCAUCGAUAUUUUCAGCUGUUCAUUUCACAAUGAAUAUUAAUUCAAUUAAAUAUUAAAUCCCCGAUUGUGAUUCCCAGCGUUUUAUAGUACUAGUAAGGAACAAAAAGAAACAAAACAUUUUUUUCUCAGAACUCAGAAGGACGUUUUGGAUAUUAUAUUUAUUUCACCUAGUUAUCUGGAAUAUCCUUGAGAAGGUUGUGUAUAUGUCCAAUGUCUGCUACAUUUGCUCAACGAGGCCCUAGGCCACCUCCUGAUCCCAAGCAGAUCCAACGUUUAUUAGAUGAGAAUGGGCAUUUAAUACAAACCAUCCAAGAUUUUCAGAGUAAAGGAAAAUCUCAAGAGGUGAUGCAGCUGCAAACGACUCUACACAGGAAUUUAGUAUUUCUAGCCACUGUAGCUGAUUCUGCACAAAAUGUUAACGCCUUAUUACCUAUGAUUCAACCUCCAGGACCUAGUGGUGGUAUGCCACAGCCAAAUCACCCUACUCCACCAACAGAUCAACAACAUAACAUGAACAAUUUCAAUCACCAACAACAGCCACCAGGGCCUCCCACUGGACCAUAUAGGCCACCACAACAAGCACCCCAACGCCCAGGGCUGCCUGCCCCCCAUCAGUACCCUCAGAGAGGAUAUCCACAAGGGCAGUACCCCAACCAGUACCAACAGCAGGCCACAGGGUAUCCACAAGGACAAUAUCCACCACCAAAUCAACCACCUGUAUAUCCUCCCAACACUGCUCAAGGAAAUUAUGGGCAACCUCAGACAACUGCUGCCCCUCACAAUAAUUAUCAACAACCAGGUUACGGUGGACCACCACCUAGUGGAAACCCCCCGCAGCCGAAUCCAGCCCCUGGACCUUACCCUCCGCCCGGCGCCCCGAACCAAACCCCUCCAACCCAAUACGGCACCCCUCCCAACGGGGCUCCCUACCCCAACAGCGCGCCACCGCAGAACUACCCGCCUCCAUCCCAACAGGGUUACCCCGCCCCGCAAAGCUACGGUCCGCCGCCCGCGAACCAAUCCCAACCCGCCCAACCGCCCUACCCGAACCAACCCAAUCCCGCCCCGCAAAAUUACGCGCCCAACAACCAGCAGGCGCCGCCCUUCUCCGGUCCUCCGACCAACAGUUCCUCUUCCGCCGUCACUUCCGCUCCGGUCACGGCUCCCCCGCAACCGGCAACGUCGCAACCCUACCAACCCCCCUACCCUCCCAAUUCGCAGCCUACCAACGCGGGGUACACUUCGCCUCCGAAUCAAGGAUACCCUUCGGGUCCGGCGGGGCCGCCCAAUGCGUACGGAUAUCCGCCCCAGGCUGCCGGUUAUCCGCCCCAGCCGCAGUAUGGGCAGCAGGCGCAGGGGUACCAAUACCGGCCGCCGGGCAAUCAGGGACCUCCGGGGCCGCCGCCGCCUCAAGGGCAGUAUUCAUACAACUACCCGCCACAACCGAAUCCACAGUGAACACGUUGUUGUGGGUAUGAUGGAUGGUAUGAUUUU
Molecule: messenger RNA, 1553 nt
Organism: Phaedon cochleariae (mustard beetle)
Lineage: Eukaryota; Metazoa; Arthropoda; Insecta; Coleoptera; Chrysomelidae
Source: the annotation of a GenBank genome assembly